Cicer arietinum (chickpea) is the source of this 1169-nucleotide messenger RNA. RefSeq names its product protein arginine N-methyltransferase 2. Gene Ontology annotation, molecular function: protein-arginine N-methyltransferase activity; protein binding. Gene Ontology annotation, cellular component: nucleus; cytoplasm. The record is from RefSeq and is a predicted model, not a curated record. NCBI's taxonomy places the organism in Eukaryota, Viridiplantae, Streptophyta, Magnoliopsida, Fabales, Fabaceae.
UUCAGUAUUAUUAUACUGAGGUAUUGGAGUUAAGAGUUGUGGCGCAAAGAUGAAAGAACAACAAUUAUGCGAGGCGGCGAUUAAGGGUGACACGGAGAAACUAACGGCUCUGAUUGAAUCCGGCGCCGACGUUACUCAUUUCGACGGCGAUGGUCUCACUCUACUCAUGCACGCUGCAAAGCACGGCCAUGCACCCAUCCUCAAUAUCCUUCUCUCCGCCGGUGCUCCUUGGAACGCUCUUUCUCCAUCCAAUCUAUCCGCCGGUGAUUUCGCAAUGGAAGAAGGUCACCAAGAAGCUUUCGAACUUCUCCUCAAUGCCGGGAUUCGAUCUGAAUUAAUAUUGGGAACAAUUGCUAGAAAAGAAAAUAAAAAAGCAGAUUCUGGUGAUGAUUAUUUGGAAGAUAGGGUUAGUUUUAGUGAAGAUAAAGUUAUGGAUGCUGAUAGUAAAGCUGUGAUGAUGGCAUGGGAGAAACCAUUGAUGGAGGCUCAUGCUAAAGCUGUUUGUUCAGGAGGUGGUCAUGUACUCAAUAUUGGUUUUGGAAUGGGUCUUGUUGAUACAGCUAUACAGCAAUAUUCACCUAAGACACACACCAUUGUUGAGGCUCAUCCAGAGGUUUAUGAACGCAUGCUUCGAACCGGUUGGGGUCAGAAGGAAAAUGUUAAGAUUGUUUUUGGCCGUUGGCAAGAUGUCCUGUCUCAGCUUGAAACAUAUGAUGGGAUAUUCUUCGACACCUAUGGGGAGUACUAUGAAGACUUGAGAGAGUUCCACCAACAUCUCCCGGUAUUGUUGAAGCCUGGUGGGAUAUACUCUUUCUUCAAUGGCCUUUGUGGUGGUAAUGCAUUUUUCCAUGUUGUUUACUGCCACUUGGUAUCUCUUGAGCUUGAGAAUUUGGGGUAUUCCACACAAUUAAUUCCACUGGCUGUUAAGGAUUGUUUGGGGGAACAAGUUUGGGAAGGUGUUAAACACAAAUACUGGCAGCUUGAUACAUAUUACCUCCCUGUUUGUCAAUCGGCAGAGGACUCUCAAUGAUGUUUAGUUUUGAAUGUAGGGUCUGAUUUUGUUCACUUUUUCGGAAAGAUACUAACACAUGAUGUAUUGUUGCUUGUGUGGCGUAUGGUAUUGUAAGAGAACAAUCAAUAUUGAGCUUUAUUUUUAAAUUUUCAUUAUA